AUGGCAAUGCAGGAAGCGAACGCUUCUCCUAGUCCUCAAGUUGUUGGGAAUGCUUUUGUGGAGCAAUAUUAUCAUAUUCUGCAUCAAUCCCCUGACUUGGUGCAUAGAUUUUAUCAGGAUUCGAGUCUCUUAAGUAGAUCAGACAGCAACGGUGUGAUGAAGACCGUAACAACCACAAAAGCAAUCAAUGAAACAAUUGUUUCCCUGAACUAUGAAGAUUGUACUGCGGAAAUAAAAACCGCGGAUACUCAGGAGUCCCAUGAGAAUGGUGUGAUAGUUUUAGUAACUGGAUGCUUAACGGGAAAGGAUAAUGUGAGAAGGAAGUUCUCACAGACAUUCUUUUUGGCUCCACAAGACAAAGGAUAUUAUGUUUUAAAUGACGUUUUUAGAUAUAUUGACGAGAAUGAUGCCCCGCAGUUAAAUUCUGCUUCAAUAAAUGUCACCAAUGAAAAUUCCGAGGCAAUUCACGUACCGGAGUCAGAGGAUAUGCACCCUUCCGAACAUCUUGUGGAAGACCCUGCAACAUCUGUAGAGGGUGAAAACUUUAAUAGUGUUGCCGAAGUUUAUCACCCUCAGGAAACCAAGGAAGAUGGGUCGGUUAUUGAUGAAGAGGUUGUCGUACCAAUCACUGAUUUAAGUGAGAAUGAUAUUGUUACAAUUCACGAUUCAACUCCUGCAGUCGAGGAUGACCCGCGAAAGACAUCAUAUGCAUCCAUAGUAAUGAAAAGUAAAACAGCAUCUGGUCAUGUUUAUGUUCCCAACCGAGCUGCAAGAGUGGCGUCUGCUAAAUCAAAUGAACAAUGGCAUGCUACCGCAAAAUCUACUCCUAGGCAUGAGGCAUUUGCUCCUAGUAGUGAUAGUACACAAGGGAGUAGUGAUGUUCCUGAAGCAGCUGAAGGUCAUUCCAUAUACAUAAGGAACUUGCCAUUUAAUGCAACAAUUGAACUUCUUGAUGAGGUUUUUAAGAAAUUCGGUCCUAUUAAGCACGGUGGAGUCCAAGUAAGAAGCAGUAAGCAUGGUUUUUGUUUUGGCUUUGUUGAAUUUGAGGAAUUGAGCUCUGUGCAGAGUGCACUUAAGGCGUCACCUAUCACUGUUGGUGAGCGACAGGCUGUAAUUGAGGAAAAGAUAUCCACAACACGAGUGAGCGAUGGAGGAAGAGGGAGAUAUCCUUCAGGAAGAGGUGGUUUCCGAAACGAGGGUUUCCGGGGGCGCGGGAGAUUUGGUGGUGGACGAGGUUAUGGAAGAAACGAAUUCAGAAACCAAGGGGAAUUCUCAGGACGGCCUAGGAGUUCUCAUCGUCCAAGUCAAAAUGGAGGUGGGCGUGGUGGACGUGCAGGGAACCAUAAUGUUACACCAUCUACUUCAGAGUGA
Lathyrus sativus (Indian pea) is the source of this 1371-nucleotide messenger RNA. The record is from the annotation of a GenBank genome assembly. NCBI's taxonomy places the organism in Eukaryota, Viridiplantae, Streptophyta, Magnoliopsida, Fabales, Fabaceae.